AUGUAUCUAGGUAUUCCAAACAUGACCGUAAAAGACAACCAUAAUAAUGACCUUGGAAAAAUACAUAGUUAUAUCUCAGUUAUUGAUGUCGAGUCUGGUAGGAAUGGUCUUGUUAAUGCUCUCAAGGAAUUGGUGAUUCAUAUUAGUCAAGGAAAAAACGAUAAGGAUGGUAAGAAACGCAUGUCAUUAAUGAAGUCUUUUGCAUCACCUUACUCAAGUCAACCUACUGGCAAGGCAUGGCGUAUUCAAGCUUUGGUAAAGGAUCUAGAAAAUUUGUUUGGUAUCACUCCUCAACGUACAAAUGCUAUCAAGGAAAUCCUAUCUUUGCCUCUUUCGCAACAAAAAAAGAUGAUUGGUGCUUUGAUCGAAAGAUUAUUGGUUAGUGGAGGUGCCCCUAUGAAUGAUCGCUCAGGUACUCUUGAAUCUACUCUCAGCAUAUUAAGUGAUACUAUCAAGAAACCGUAUAUCAAUUACAUGGGACAUAGCUUUCGACGAGCCGAUGGUAGCUUUAAUUGCAUCAACCUUCCAAAUGUAGGCAAGGCUGGUAAUUAUUAUGUUCGCAAUGUGACUUCCACCGCUCUAGUCAACGAGAACCUCCCGUCACCACAUGUUGUUUUUGAACGUCUGCUGAAACGUCCUGAAGGUCAAUUCAAUCCUCACAAAAGUGGCAUUAAUAUGUUUUUGUUUUAUUUUGCUAUCCUUAUCACUCAUGACCUAUUUUAUACCGAUCGAAGGGACCCAAGACGCAACCUGACUUCAAGUUAUAUAGAUAUGUCAUAUUUGUAUGGAUUCAACAGAACGGAUCAAGAGAGUGUACGUCAAAUGAAAAAUGGAUUACUGAAAAAUGACCAAUGGUUUGACAAACGACUUGUUAUCCAACCACCUGGUGUUGGUGCUUUUGCUGUUUUAUUCUCACGCAACCAUAACUAUAUUGCCAAAAAAUUACUGGAGAUCAAUGAAAAUGAUCGAUUCUCAUAUGGACCUGGAAAGCGUCUAGCUACCGAAGUACAACUAGAUGAAGAAUUAUUUCAAACUGCUCGAUUGAUCAAUAACGCCUGCUUUAUCAAUAUAAUUGUUCAAGAUUACCUUCGAUCUAUCUCUGGGGCCCAACAAGAUGCUAACUUUGUAUUCAAUCCAUUGGCAAGACCUUCUUAUCCGACUUUUGGUAAUGAAGUAUCCGUUGAAUUUAACAUUGUUUAUCGAUGGCACGCUGCAAUUGGUCAACAUGAUGAAAAGUGGCUCAAUUCUGUCAUGUCAGUUUUGGGAUCCGAAUUAAGAUAUCAAGCACAAGUACCUCCUAUGUUGGAUCAUCUUCAAGAAGGAAAUGACAGCAAAGGACCAGAUGAAACAAGAACACAACCAGGGACGGAUCAAAGCGAACUUGAUGCACUACUCCCCAGCUUCAACAGUAACUUUGCAAAGGCGACCCCGGAAGAAUUGGAAAAAGGAUUACCCUUGGAUGGAGCUCAUCGAGAUAUAGAAACCGGAUCAUUUCGUGAUGCUGAUUUGGCUCAAUUACUACGACGUGGGUAUAAUCAAAUAGCCUCAGAAAUUGGAAAUGGACUAGGAGUUCCUGCAUCUAUGGAACCUAUUGAAAUAGCUGGUAUCAUACAAGCACGGGCACUUGGGUGUUGUUACUUCAAUGAAUUUAGAAAAUACCUUGAUCUAUUGCCAUUGAAGACAUUUGAGGAUUUCUCUGAUAAAGUGGAAGUGCAAACAGCUCUCAAGGAACUCUAUGGUACGCCAGACAAGGUUGAAUUAUAUGCAGGUCUGAUGGUAGAACGUACUCUGUUGAUUGGUCUUCGUUUACCUUACACUAUGACGCGUGGAGUUUUAAGUGAUGCCAUCAAUCUUUUACGAAAUGAUCGGAUUUUGACUCAAGAAUUGGUACCAAGUACGUUGACAAAUUGGGGAUAUGAAUUUAGUCAAGGGGAACCUGAACAUUUUGGACGCAUUUUCCCAAAAAUGCUUCGACUUCAUCUUGCCAAUGCUCAUCCUGAUGGUGCACCUGUAUUUACUGACAAGGAACUGAAGAAUCUCUUUGUUGUACCGGACUUUCAUGAUAACUCCCACUAG
Molecule: messenger RNA, 2076 nt
Organism: Halteromyces radiatus
Lineage: Eukaryota; Fungi; Mucoromycota; Mucoromycetes; Mucorales; Cunninghamellaceae
Product: heme peroxidase
Exons: 9
Coding region: 1-2076 (691 amino acids)
Biological process (GO): response to oxidative stress
Molecular function (GO): peroxidase activity; heme binding
Source: RefSeq, a predicted model, not a curated record